AUGGGCAUCAUGCCAACUGACCAAAAGAAGAAGCUGUUAUGGGGGAGUAAGAAGAGCAUAGGUACCGAAGAGGAUGGUCUUAAAGGGGCGAAAACAGCGGUUGAUAAGCGGCUGUCGUACGGUGAUGUUAUCGCUAGUAGUUUUAGGGACCCCAACUUGCAUUUUGUUGAGUCUCCUGCCCUUGCUUCACCAAAAGUGGAAAUUGACAUUGCUGCUCAACAACAGCAUGAGCCAGAAUUUGCUGUACCUGCAAGCCAGCCACUUUCGGAUGAUGAUGAUGAUGCUUUUGAAUAGAGAGAGUCUAUAAAAUCUGAAUGCUUUUGUUGAAUUUGAAAAGGGUUUUGUGUUGUGGAUUUUUGGGUUAUUGAGUAUUAUGAUAUGAUGAUAUGAUGAUGUCUGAAUGGUUUAAACAACUUUUGGUAGGAGAUGAUUUGUUUGG
Messenger RNA from Lactuca virosa, 439 nucleotides. The record is from the annotation of a GenBank genome assembly. Lineage: Eukaryota; Viridiplantae; Streptophyta; Magnoliopsida; Asterales; Asteraceae.